Populus trichocarpa (black cottonwood) is the source of this 1119-nucleotide messenger RNA. RefSeq names its product E3 ubiquitin-protein ligase AIRP2. Gene Ontology annotation, molecular function: ubiquitin protein ligase activity. The record is from RefSeq and is a predicted model, not a curated record. Lineage: Eukaryota; Viridiplantae; Streptophyta; Magnoliopsida; Malpighiales; Salicaceae. The transcript is spliced from 5 exons. Bases 204 to 935 code for a protein of 243 amino acids. Gene Ontology annotation, biological process: protein ubiquitination.
GGAGUUCGUAACCGACAAGAGCGGGGGUGUGUGUCUUAACUACGUGCAGGAGAGAGGGUUUAUGAUAGGCAAUUUCUUUUUCUAAUUUAUCUGAUUCUGGAGAUAGAAUUCUAGUUAUCGAGGGGAGUGUUUUUUAUUGAUUGAUUUUUCUGUUUGUUUGAUGGGAAUUGGUUUCCGAGAAAUAAUAAUAGCAAGCCGAAGCCAUGGGAAAGUUGUCUUUCAAGGAUUCUCUCAAAGCUCUCGAAGCUGAUAUCCAGCACGCCAAUACUCUUGCUUUAGAUCAUCCAAGGGAGAACGACGGAGCUCGCCUUCAGAUGCGAUUAUCCUAUAGCCCAGCAGCCCAAUUUUUUCUCUUUCUUGUGCAGUGGACUGAUUGUAACCUUGCUGGUGCCCUUGGUUUGCUAAGAAUUCUUAUUUAUCUUACCUAUGCAGAUGGGAAAACUACUAUGUCUGUUCAGGAAAGAAAAGCUAGCAUUAGAGAAUUUUAUGCGGUGAUAUUUCCUUCUUUACUGCAACUUCAAGGAGGAAUCACGGAUGUGGAUGACAGGAAACAGAAAGAAGUAUGUACUAUGAGAUAUAGAAGAAAGGAUGAGUUGGAGAAGGGGAAACUCUCAGAAGUCGAUAUAGAAAGAGAAGAAGAGUGUGGGAUUUGCAUGGAAAUGAACAACAAGGUUGUGUUGCCUACUUGCAGUCAUUCUUUGUGUUUGAGGUGCUAUCGGGAUUGGCGUGGGCGGUCUCAAUCAUGCCCCUUUUGUCGCGGUAGUCUUAAAAGGGUCAAUUCUGGCGACCUUUGGAUCUAUGCAGAGAAGUCUGACGUUGUCGAUUUAGCCUUGAUUACGAGACAGAAUUGCAAGAGGCUGUUCAUGUACAUUGAUAAGCUGCCCCUUAUUAUUCCAGAUACUGUAUAUAUGCCCUAUGAUUCUCAUGUGAAGUAGCGGUUUAUGCACUGGCGUGAGCAAGACUGUACAUUUAUUUAACUGUGACUUUUGAAAAUGUAAAUGUCAUUUAGUUACCUACUUCACUGGUUAAAACUGAGUUUUCGAAAAUGUAACUCAGGUUUAACUUGCAUGUUGAUUUUGUUAAUGGUGAAUGAUGUGCUGGAAGUGGCUGCAAUUUGUG